CAGUCUGUGGGACCUUGUGCUACAAUUCUGCCCCCGUCCCCACACACACAUACACACACCGGCGCCGAGCGGCGCUGGCCCGCUGUCUCCCUCAUCCUCCUAUCCCGAGGCGGGCUGGUAUUUGUACCCUCCCCAUACGUUCACACCAGCAUAGAGAGCCGAGCCCAGAUCCCACCCCUUCCAGUACAGAGCCGGCACUCCAACCGAGCCAGUCUAGAGACACAGUCUUUUAAAUAUAUAUUUAGAUAUAUUUAUAGGUGGAUAGGGGGGGGUGGGAGGGAAAAAAAACCUCAACAAUCCCAGUGUUGCAUUCGUUGCAUUGUUUUUUUAAUGAAGAAGAAUUGCUUUUUAAAAGAAAACUCAAUGUGAGUCUUGCUCCUGUCGGGACCGUCAACGACUCUUAGUCUUUGGAAGAUUUAUUAUAAAAGCUUGCAAGCAGAAAAAAAAACGGCAUGCUGGAUUUUAAAAGGAUUUAUCACCUUAUCGUGCUGUCAACUUUCUUGAUUCAGGUUACGUUUGCAAAGGGCUAUUUCGAGAUCAAGUUUAACUUCGUGCAAAACGUUAACGGUGAAUUGGAGAACGGGGAUUGCUGCGACGGCGUCAGAAAUUCCCUGGAUCGGAGAUGCACCAAAGACGAGUGUGACACCUAUUUUAAAAUUUGUUUGAAAGAAUAUCAGGCACGCAUCGCCACUUCUGGAGAGUGUACUUUUGGGAGUGGAUUAAGCCCUGAGCUGGGGAAAAAUACUUUUUCUCUCCCGGAGAAAAGCGCACUUGGAAAAAUAGUUAUCCCCUUUUAUUUUGCGUGGCCGAGAUCAUAUACGUUAAUUCUGGAAGCCUGGGAUCUGGACAAUGCAACAUCUGGUGAAGGGCAGCUCAUCGAGCGGAGUGCUCAGACAGGGAUGAUCAACCCAGGAGGUUCAUGGAUGACUUUCCAGCACAACGGGGCGGUGGCCCACUUUGAGUACGGCAUUCGGGUGAGGUGUGAAGACCACUACUACGGCACCGGCUGCAAGAAGCUCUGCCGGCCCCGCGAUGACUUCUUCGGCCACUCGCUGUGCGACCAGAAUGGGAACAAGAUCUGUAUGGAAGGCUGGAUGGGCGAUGAGUGCAAGAAAGCUAUAUGUAAGCAGGGCUGUCAUUCGAUCCAUGGAGAAUGCGUUGUUCCUGGGGAAUGCACGUGCUUGUAUGGAUGGCAGGGACAGUUCUGUGACGAGUGUAUCCCAUACCCAGGCUGUGUCCACGGGACGUGUGUGGAGCCGUGGAAGUGUAACUGCGAAACCAACUGGGGAGGUCUGCUGUGUGACAAAGACUUGAAUUACUGUGGGACGCACCACCCCUGCAUCAAUGGAGGGACUUGCAUGAACACUGAACCCGAUGAAUACCAGUGCGCAUGUCCCGAAGGAUAUUCUGGCAAGACCUGCGAGAUCGCCGAGCAUGCGUGUGUAUCCAACCCGUGUGCAAAUGGGGGCACCUGCCACGAGAUCCCCACCGGCUUUGAGUGCCAGUGCCCUGCGGGGUGGAAUGGGAACACCUGUGCCAUCGAUAUCGAUGACUGUGCAUCUACUCCGUGUGCCCACAGUGGAACCUGCAUUGAUCGUAUCAAUGGGUUUGAGUGCAUCUGCCCGGGGCAGUGGAUCGGGAAGACCUGUCAGCUGGAUGCUAAUGAAUGUGAGGUGGAGCCUUGCGUUAACUCUUACCCUUGUAGAAAUUUGAUUGGUGGAUAUUACUGUGACUGCCUCCCAGGAUGGUCUGGACAGAACUGUGAUCUACACACUGAGAACUGCCACGGACAAUGCCAGAAUGGAGCCGCGUGCAAGCCGGACGGCGUGCACGGUUACCAGUGUGUCUGCCCGCGUGGGGUUGUCGGCAGGAACUGCGAGAUUGACAUCAACGAGUGUGCCAGUCAGCCCUGUGUGAAUAAGGGUUGGUGUCAGGACCUGCUGGGGGGCUUCCACUGUCAGUGCGAGCGUGGUCACACCGGGACUUUCUGCGAGAAGAAGAUCAACUACUGUGAUCCCAGCCCCUGUCAGAACCACGCCAAGUGCUACGUGCUGGGUAACGAUUACUACUGCGCCUGUCCGGAGGACUACGAGGGGAAGAACUGCUCACUGCUCAAGGAUCACUGCCGAUCUGUGCCCUGUCGAGUCAUUGACAGCUGCACAGUGGCCAUCUCCAGCAACAGCAGUCAGGACGGCUUCCGCUACAUCUCGUCCAAUGUCUGCGGCCCCCAAGGCACCUGCAUCAGCCAGCCGGCAGGGAACUUCACCUGUGCCUGCAACCGCGGCUUCACCGGCACCUAUUGCCACGAAAAUAUCAACGACUGCACUCAGAACCAGUGCAAAAAUGGAGGCACGUGUAUUGAUGGAGUGGACUCCUUUGCUUGUAUCUGUCCUGAUGGAUGGGAGAGCGUGUUGUGUGAGAUUGACUUCAACAAUUGCAACCCUAACCCCUGUCUCAACGGAGGCCACUGUGCGGACAGACUGAACGACUUCCACUGCGACUGCACCAACAACUGGAAGGGGAAGACCUGCCACUCCAGGGAGAGCCAGUGCGAUGAGCGGACGUGUAGUAACGGGGGCACCUGCCACGACGUGGGAGACACCUUCCGAUGUGCCUGCCCUCCAGAGUGGGCUGGCUCCACCUGCAAUCUCGUUAAGGACAGCAGUUGCAUCCCGAAUCGUUGCCAGAAUGGUGGGACGUGUGUGGGAAGUGGCGACUCCUACACCUGCGUGUGUAAAGAGGGAUGGGAAGGACAGAGCUGCACGCAGAAUAAGAACGACUGCAACCCUCAUCCAUGCUACAAUGGAGGCAUCUGCGUGGACGGUGUGAAUUGGUUUCGGUGUGAAUGCGCUCCAGGCUUUGCCGGGCCCGACUGCCGAAUCAACAUCAAUGAAUGCCAGUCAUCCCCUUGUGUUUAUGGAGCUACUUGUGUCGAUGAGAUAAAUGGCUACAGGUGCAUCUGUCCUGCAGGAAGAGCAGGUCACAGAUGCCAAGAAGUUAUUGGAUUUGGCAAGUCGUGUUUCAUGUCGGGACAGUUCCAUCCUCACGGACUGCGAUGGGAUCAAGAGUGCAACACCUGCCAGUGUUUGAACGGCAACAUCAACUGCACAAAGGUGUGGUGCGGCCAGAAGUCUUGCCUGUUGCACGAUCUGCCGGGUCAUGAGAACUUCCUUUGCCCGGAGGGGCAGGUGUGCCGGAUCAGCCCCUGGAUGAAGUGCUUCUCCCCUCCUUGCACCGACUGGGGAGUGUGUAACCCCACCAACACUCUGCCCGUCCACGCCAAAUGCCAGCCGGACAGCGGGCAACUGGACAACAACUGCGCCAAGAUCACCCUACUCUUCAACAAGGAGAAGGUGCCAAAGGGCAUCACGGUGGAAUACAUCUGCUCGGAGCUGCGGUACCUCCCGGUGCUGCGUGGCCUGUCCACCGAGCGGCCCUUGUUUGUGUUGUGCGACCUCACCAACACCAGCGACAAUGCGGUGGAAGUGGCCAUGUCGUUUGCUGAGCAAACAGGGGCCCAGGGCCAGGAUGAGGCGCUGAUUCGUGAGGCCGUGACUAAGAUGGUGGACAGCAUCACCAAGCGGAAUAACAGCACCGUGAUGCUGGCGGUCAUCGAGGUGAAGAUAGAGACGGCGUAUGUUCCUCUCUCCCAGCCAGGGUACCUGGUGCCGGCGCUGAGCGUUUCCUUCGGCAUGGUCUGGCUGAUCUGCAUCAUCAUCUGCGUGUGGUGGACGAGGAAGAGGCGUAAAGAGCGGGAGAGAAGCCGCCCGCCCAUGGAGGACACGGUCAACAAUCAGUGGGAGCCCCUCAAGCCCAUCAGGAACCCCAUUGACCACAAGGACAUUCAGUACGAAUGCAAGAACCUGAUGCCCCCCGGCGGACGGACUCUGGUGGUGGGCCAGGAGGGUGAGGAGGAGCCCGAUGUGGACAAGUACCCCACGCAGAGAUGUACAAUCACAUUCAUGCCUGCUAAAGGCGACCUUAAGUCCUCACAGUGUUCCCCAGCCAAGCAGCCACACCGGACAGGAAAGAGAGACAACCGCUGCGUGAAAAAUGUCAAUGCAGCAAUCCAUGAAGGAGGUAAGGACCUCUCUGUAUGAGUGAAGAAGGGGAGGGCGCUUUCAUGCCUACAGAUUUUUUUUCUUAAAACAAAAAAAAAGAGAGGGAGAGAGAAAGAAAGAGAGAAAAAAA
Molecule: messenger RNA, 4191 nt
Organism: Amblyraja radiata (thorny skate)
Lineage: Eukaryota; Metazoa; Chordata; Chondrichthyes; Rajiformes; Rajidae
Gene: jag2b
Product: jagged canonical Notch ligand 2b
Exons: 26
Coding region: 453-4100 (1215 amino acids)
Biological process (GO): multicellular organism development; cell communication; Notch signaling pathway
Cellular component (GO): membrane
Molecular function (GO): Notch binding; calcium ion binding
Source: RefSeq, a predicted model, not a curated record